AUGUUCCUCGGCUUCAAGGCCGCCAAGGCCCACUUCGGGGUCUCCUCUUGCACACUCCGAAGGUGGGCCAAUGAAGCCAAGGUCGUCUCCAAGCGCACCGCUGGCAACCACAGGGUCUUCCUCGCCGCCACCUCCCAAGCGGAAGAAGGCCGGGAACGCCUCGCCUACUGCCGUGUCAGCAGCUCCAAGCAGCGCGACGACCUGCAGCGCCAGAAGGACUUUCUCGCUCACCAAUACCCCGGACACCGCAUUGUCACGGACGUGGGCUCCGGCAUCAACUUCAAGAGACCCGGACUGCUAUCCCUUCUGGAACGAGUCUUGCAAGGCCGAGUAUCGCAAGUGGUGGUUACCAGCAAAGACCGCCUGUGCCGCUUCGCGUUCGAGCUCCUUCAAUGGAUCUGCCUCCGCCAAGGGACACAGAUCCUGGUUCUCGAUUCAGGAGACAAGUCACCAAACGAGGAGAAGAUCCGGGCCUUCCCGACGGCGCAGCAGCGCAACAUACUCCGGAGGCUGGUGGGCGGGUGCAGGAAGCUGUACAACGAGGCGGUCUCCAUGAUCCGGGAUCGCAGGCUGCCGUUCGCGAGCGAGGCGGAGUUCCGGGAGGCCGAGCGAGAGCGAGGGCUCCGGCUCGCCGAGCGGAAGCGCAAGGCCAGAAGCGGCCAAGAGGAGGAGAGCGGGCGAGGGGAGGGGGCGGGAGCGUACAAGGGCACGAAGCACCCGUGGCUCGACAAGGUGUACGUGAAGAACUUUCUGGUCCCGGAGAAGAGUGCAUUCGUGCGGGCGAACCCGUACCUGAAGGACGUGCCUAAGGAGACGAGGCAGCAGGCGGUGGAAGACGCGAUCGAGGCGUGCAAGGCGGCCCUGAGCAACGUGCGAGCGGGCAACAUCGAGCACUUCAGCCUGGGGUUCCGGAAGAAGAAGGACCCGCGGUGGUCGCUGGCAGUGGCGUUCAAUGCGGUUUCAGGCAGCAGGUUCUGGCCGCGCAAGAUCAAGGAGUUCGGGCAGCUGCGGGUGGCGGAGCCAGGGCACCUGAGGCCCCACUACGACAGGGAGCUGAAGGUCUCCAAAGACGAGCUGGGCCGCUACUGGAUGCUGGUCCUGAGUGCGAAGGGCCCCGCCAGGGGCACGAACGAGGCUGCGGCCAGGGUGGAGGCGCUGGCAGAGUCGACCCGCGAGAACCAAGCGGGGGACCGGCCCGUAGCUGCCAUCGACCCCGGCGUGCGGACUCGGCACUCGAUCUACAUGACGGACGGCAGGGUGGUGGACGUAGGCGGGGGAGACAUCGCCCGUGUGGUGCGGCUCUGCCGCCACGUAGACCGCUGCAUCUCCGCGCUGAAGAAGGGAGAAUUCUGUGUGUCACGGAAGCACGUGAGGCGUGAGCCUGGUGCGUCUACUAUGCGGCUGUUCGACCACUACCGCCCGGCCAAGAAGGAGCAGGGGGCGCAUGUCGUCCCGCUAGACGGGCGUAGCAGGGAGCACAUUCGGGCGAAGAUGCACCGGCUGAGGGCAAAGGUACAGGCGCUGAAGGACGAGGUAGACAAUCAGACGGUUGCAUACCUGGUAAGGGAGUGCAAGGCGGUGCUCCUCCCGCCGUUCGACACGCAUCGCAUGGCGACGCGGCUGAAUCACAAGACGGCACGGGCGAUGAUGCAGUGGAGGCACGGGGCAUUCAAAGCCAAGCUGUUGGAGCGGGCAGCACGGAUGGGCGUGCAGGUGAUGGUCGUUCCGGAGGCGUACACGAGCAAGACAUGUGGGGCGUGUGGGUGGCUGCACCCAAGCUUGGGAGGGGCGAAGACGUUCCAGUGCAGGAGCUGUGGAGUGGAGUUAGACCGGGACCACAACGGUGCCCGUAAUAUCUUCCUGAGAGCAAUUCGGUCUUGGGGAGUAGAUAGCCCCGAAUGA
This is a messenger RNA of Klebsormidium nitens, 1902 nucleotides long. The record is from the annotation of a GenBank genome assembly. Lineage: Eukaryota; Viridiplantae; Streptophyta; Klebsormidiophyceae; Klebsormidiales; Klebsormidiaceae.